ACGUAAAGGUUACUCCAACUUCACCAACUACAACAGAAGUUCAAAUUAUUAAAGUUAAACCUGAAGAUGAAGGUGAUUAUACAGUUGAAGUGAAAGGUGUUGAACAACCACUUGUUCGACUUAAAGUUCAUCCAAAACCAGUUAUUCGACAAGAAAUGCAAUUACCAAAAGUUAAAUUCAAUGAAAAAGAAACACUUACUAUUGUUUGUCAAUUUGAUGCUACACCUGAAGAACCAUUCAUUUUUCUUCAUAAUGAACAACCAAUUGUACCAGAUUCUCGUGUGACAACUACUGUUGAAGAUAAUAAAUAUACAAUUGUUGUAAAAGAUCUUCGUCCAGAAGAAGAUGAAGGUGUUUACACACUUCAAUCAGAUCAUUUGAUUCUUGAUACACCAUCAAUCACUGUCGUUCCUGAAGAAAAGAAACCCGAAAUAGAAACAACUACUGUAGAAGAAGAAACAGUGACAGUUGUACCACAAGAACAACAACCUGAAAGAGUUGUUCAAGAAGUAGAACAAGUAACACAAAUACCAGAAGAGGGAAAGCCUGAGGAAGUGUCCGAAACUUCGAUUCGAGAAGUAGAAGAAAAUAGUACAGUUACUUUGACAGUACAGUUACCUGAAAGCACACCACAGAAACAAAUAAUACUUCUUAAAGACAAGAAACCAGUGAAACCUUCAGAACAUAUCAAAAUCACCCGAACAUCAUCAACAACUAUUGAAAUACAAAUUAUUAAAGCCAAACCUGAAGACGAAGGAAAGUAUACCUUCAUCAUUGAUAAAAAAGAACGACCAAUAAUGCAACUUAGAGUUAUUCCCAAACCAGUUAUUCAUCGGACAAUGGAUAUACCUCAAACAAUAUUUAAGGAAGGUGAAACAUUGACAAUAAAAUGUCAAUUUGAUUCUCCACCUGAAGAAACAUUUGAAUUCUUGAGAAAUGGAACGCGACUGAAACCUGAUGAUCGAAUUUCGACUACUGUUGAAGAUAAUACAUAUACAAUUGUUGUAAAAGGUUUGAAACCACAAGAGGAUGAAGGUGUUUACACACUUAAAUCAGAUCAUUUGAUUCUUGAUACGCCAGCAAUUACUGUUAUUCCUGAAGAAAAGAAACCGCAGACUGAAACUACAACUGUUGAAGAAGAAACGAUCACUAUUACAACUGAGCAACCACAAGAAACAAAGAAAAAAACAGAAUUGCCUGUACAUGAAGUUGAAGAAACAAGUACUGUGACAUUAACUAUUGAACAACCUCAAAGCACAAAACCAGAAGAUGUUGUUUUACUUAAAGAUGGAGAAGAAUUAAAACCUUCAGAUCACGUAAAGGUUACUCCAACUUCACCAACUACAACAGAAGUUCAAAUUAUUAAAGUUAAACCUGAAGAUGAAGGUGAUUAUACAGUUGAAGUGAAAGGU
Messenger RNA from Rotaria sp. Silwood1, 1412 nucleotides. Lineage: Eukaryota; Metazoa; Rotifera; Eurotatoria; Philodinida; Philodinidae. The record is from the annotation of a GenBank genome assembly.